AUGUCCUGGUACUUAUCAAGGCCACUCAAUAGCACCCGUUCUCGUCCAAGUAUUCCGUCUGAACUAUCAACAUCAGGUACAACAGAAUUAGGACAGUUGGUGGAAACAAUAAGAAAAACGUUACCCGUGGAGUUACAAGGGCUCGUUUACAGAAACGUCUCGGGCCUUUUUCAUUUUCUUGCCGGGGCCUCUCUUACAUUGAAUGAGCUGGAAGGAGAGGCUGGGCCGGAUAGAGGAGUCGUUAUCCACCCAAUCCCUUUUCAUUUCGUGAAAUCUCUUCGUGCUAACUCUACAAUUAUCCUUGGUGAAGAAUGCUUGACGAAUAUUGGGUCGGAUAACGCCUCGAAUUUCGAACAAGAGAUUGUUCUGCAGGAUAAAGCUGUAUAUGGGAUACAAGUCUCCCUCGGAACUUAUGGAGUCGUUGCUCUUCGAGUCCUCUAUCAGGAUAAUUCCACGUCAGCUUGGCUGGGCUUUGGACUCAGGAGAUGGACCGCGACGUAUAAGGGUGAUGAUCUCACUAAACUUCACACCGUAUCUGAUGGAUUCAAACUGAUAAGCGUUGGGUUUACCGAUGGGGAACCUUCGAAACCACCCACUAACUUGGCUCACUUGUUUUUCGACCACGAAAUGGUCUUGCCUCCUGGAGCCAAGUAUUUUCUUGCAGAUAUGAAGAUUCCAGGUGCUGAGAUCCUCGGCAACCCCAACGGACGCCUGGCACAAUACCUUGAUUUAUCCCUCAUCGAGAUCCAAAGCCUAACUGUGGUUUGCAACAUCGAAGCCAUUUACAAAAUCCAAAUAAACGGGGGUGGUCCCAAAUUGGAGCUGGGCGAUCGUGUAGCAAUUAAACCAUCGGCUAGGGACGAAGAGAACUUCUCAAUUACCCGGUUCUUUCAGCCGGGUGAACGAAUGACGUCGAUUCAGUUGAUAACCAGGGGGCCUGAGCGACCAAUGGUCUGGAAAGGCCCUUUCCUUCUUGUUCGGACUUCGAAAUCACGGACUUGGUAUUUCGGCACAUUUAUGCUGCCCUUUUUACAGCCUCUCCAUAUCUCAUCAUUCGAAUCCGAGGGGACUCGAGAAAUCAUGGGGCUCUUCAUCGAUCCAACCAACGUCAACCCGGGGAAAAUCAACACCCUUGGCGUCUGUUUAGGGAGUCCACUCCUCGGUUUAGAACAGGCUGGGCUCCGUGUUCCAAGGUCUCGUAGCGAUUCUGAGCCUUUAAUGUUUCCCAGUGUAUAUCCUUUUGCUGCAUUUCUCAGUAGAGCCACGCUGCUAAAUGUCAUCGCGCUCAAGGUUCAGAAGUUUGGAGACCGCUGCGUAGGGAUGUGCGUGGAGCGAGAGGGCGGAAUCAUUGAGACUCUUGGAAUGUGGGAUCCUGUCCGUCUGGAUACCAUUUCUACCAUCUACAGCUACCGCCAAGGUCCCCUCCAACCUCUAACUUUUAUUUUCUCAGCAGCGCCUGAACUUUUGAAACGAUACGUUGAGGACAUUGUCGUUUCCGCACCACCAGAUCUUGAGCCCGGCAGACCAAGAUUCACUUGGAGCAGCUUCGGCUCGCAACUGGCGUGGUGGUUUACGCCCAGAUACACUUUCCUUGAGGAUUGGCAGGGAGAGGAGAGCGACAUUCUGGAGACGGUCGCACCGAAUAUCCCGUGUGUCUAUGGCCGGUAA
Messenger RNA from Clonostachys solani, 1668 nucleotides. NCBI's taxonomy places the organism in Eukaryota, Fungi, Ascomycota, Sordariomycetes, Hypocreales, Bionectriaceae. The record is from the annotation of a GenBank genome assembly.